Molecule: messenger RNA, 611 nt
Organism: Phascolarctos cinereus (koala)
Lineage: Eukaryota; Metazoa; Chordata; Mammalia; Diprotodontia; Phascolarctidae
Source: RefSeq, a predicted model, not a curated record
AAGAUGGCGGCGGCGUGUCGGGUGCGGAAGGGGGAGGCGGCCGCCCGGAGCGCUCUGAAGUGAGGCUGGGACGCCGGGGGAACCGAGCCCGGGCGCCGGCUGCUCCCUCCUGCCUCCUUCGCUGUCUGCGUGCGCAGCGGGCCCGGUGCCGACUGGGCCGCGUUGGAUGGGCCCGGGGCCGCCCGGCCUCCUCAGAGCUGCCCCGCGCGGGGCCCGGCUGUGGGGGAGCGGCGGCGGCGGCGGCCUGUGGUGUGGGACCCGCCCUCACCGAACCCGGUCCGGAGAGGCAGCCGAGCCCCGGCCCGGCCCGGUCCCGGGCUGCCCGGGACUCGGAGGGUUGGGGGGAGGGGGCGGCUCGCCCAGGGGCCCCGGGGCCUCAGCCCCUUCCCCCCAGCCCCCCGCCCGUUACCUUCGGAGGGAGCGAGGGAACAGCGGCGACCCCCGCAGCCCCGGCCGCCGGGAGCCUUCCCGGGACGUGCAGAGGGGAACUGGCAAGGGACAGCGCUUGGAGAUCUCGAGAGCAAAGGGGGUCAAGUUUGAGUUUCAAGGUGCAAAAAUCCUGUGAGCUCGUUCUGACUGCUGAUACCAGUUUGCAUUUGGGAGCCAUGACA